Messenger RNA from Callorhinchus milii (elephant shark), 4123 nucleotides. RefSeq names its product StAR-related lipid transfer (START) domain containing 13a (gene stard13a). Gene Ontology annotation, molecular function: protein binding; GTPase activator activity; lipid binding. Gene Ontology annotation, biological process: regulation of Rho protein signal transduction; actin cytoskeleton organization; signal transduction. Bases 102 to 3506 code for a protein of 1134 amino acids. The transcript is spliced from 14 exons. The record is from RefSeq and is a predicted model, not a curated record. NCBI's taxonomy places the organism in Eukaryota, Metazoa, Chordata, Chondrichthyes, Chimaeriformes, Callorhinchidae.
UUCUCUUACGCUUCCUUGUUAGUGGCUCAGGCUAUAAGCCGACCAGAAACUUGUGGGAGUGAAUACGUGUGCCUGGAAAUCUAAUCAGCAUUGCUGCAGAUAUGCUCAGGGAGAUACCUUUGCCACCCAGCCCAGGCUGUGCCUAUUUCAGCUCCCUCUCACCUCAGGGGCAGGACAUGUACCUGAGGCUGGAUCAGUCACGUCGCCGUUCACCGUACAGGAUGAGCAGGAUGAUUGCCAGGCAACAGCUGGUGACUAUAAUUCACCAAGAAAUUGAAGCCAAGGAAGCGUGUGACUGGUUGCGAGCUGCUGGGUUCCCUCAAUACGCACAGUUGUAUGAAGAUUCCCAAUUCCCAAUUGACAUUGUGUCUGUGAAGAAAGAUCAUGAUUUUCUUGACAAGGACUUCAUAGAGCCUCUCUGUAGACGCUUAAAUACACUCAACAAGUGUGCCUCUAUGAAGCUGGACAUCAACCCUCCCAGGAAAAAAAGUGAAGACUCCGAUGAAGAUGACUUGUGCGCAAUCAGCGACAAAUGGACCUUUCAAAGGAGCAGUAAACGAUGGUCACGACUGGAUGAUAUUGAUGCGUUAUUUCACAGGCAAGACAGUGGCCACCUUCCCACGGGGGGAACCAAACUGAAAAACACAACCAGCAGCGAGAGCGUACUGACCGAUCUGAGCGAACCCGAGAUCUCCUCCAUUCACAGUGGGAGUAGCGGAGGAAGCGACAGCAGGCGUGUAGCUGGUGGUAGAUCUGCAGAAACAAACUGUGUGACCACAGAGCGAGCCGAGAGCUGUCUACGGAACUGGGGGGAAACCACAGUCAUGCGCGAUUCCACCUCACCAAACAGCUCAUUCCCACAGGCUCCAAAAGACAUUACUAACUAUACGCACUAUAGUUUCACUCUAAAACCUGAAAAGAAUUCAAGAACCAAGGCGAAGAAUUUACUGAAAUGCAUGGAAACCUUGAGACCAAGAGCCUCCCAAAGUAAGUUAAAAGGCAGUGUAAGAUCUGCCGGGCUGGUUAUCAGUGCACCUGUACUGCAGCAGGAGCCAGAGUGUCUGAGGACCAUGCAUUGCACGGAGAUCGUCAAUGGGAACCUCAGUAGCUUAGCAAAGGAUUCGACUAAGAGUGGAUUUUCCUCAUCCACUCAAUCCAGUAGUGACAGCCACUCAGAAACGAGCAGCAGUGCUGUGAGUACACCCUCGUUAAAGUCACGCAAGCGUCAUCAUGGCAACAAGAGGAGCGGCAUGUACCUGGAGGAUGUGGACGUUCUCGCAGGGACAGAGAUGAAACAGGUGGCGGACCAGAAUCGCAAGAACGAGUUUCAUUCCCAGGAAAACCUCGUGGUCCACAUUCCAAAGGACCACAAACCGGGGACCUUCCCAAAGGCACUUUCCAUCGAGAGCCUUUCUCCCACGGACAACUCCAACACCGUGAACUGGCGGUCUGGGAGCAUCUCUCUGGCAAAGCAGAGGUGCAGCAUCAACAAGGCAAAGAACGCCUACCCGAGAGGGAGCAGAAUUAGCAUUUACGACAAUGUGCCAGGGUCCCAUUUGUACGCCAGCACGGGCGACUUGUUGGACUUAGAGAAAGAAGAUAUUUUUCCUCACCUGGAUGACAUCUUACAACACGUGAAUGGGCUGCAGCAGAUUGUGGACCAUUGGUCUAAGAACGUGCUCCCCGAGCUGCAGGACGAUGAGCUUUCUGUUUGUGAUCCCGGAUCCCCUCAGUUCCAGUCUUCAAAUCAGAUCAUGUUAGAUUUUGAAGGCCAUUCGGUGUCCGAUGGCCGGACUACACCCAGUGAUCUUGAAAGAGAUGGCCAUUCCCUCAAUGAUUCCGACACAGUGGGAAUGAGAGAACGCAGGGACUCUGGUGUAGGCGCAUCCUUAACCAGACCUAGCAGGCACCAAAGGCUACGGUGGCCCAGCUUUCAAAUUUCACAUCGUCUAAGCGUCACGUUGGCUUCACUGCAAAUUAGCAACCAGUCAGCAGCUCAGCUCAACCUGUUACAGAAGUUCGCCCUCCUUCGACUCACAGCUAUAAUGGAGAAAUACUCCAUGUCAAACAAGCACGGCUGGACUUGGGCCGUGCCAAAAUUCAUGAAGAGGAUGAAAGUGCCUGACUACAAAGACAAGAAUGUCUUUGGUGUGCCUUUGAUAGUUCACGUACAGAGGACAGGACAGCCCCUCCCUGUGAGCAUUCAGCAAGCCAUGCGUUUUCUGAGGAGCCAGUGUCUAGAUCAGGUUGGUCUCUUUAGGAAAUCCGGAGCCAAAUCUCGAAUUCAAGCUCUCCGACAGAUGAACGAGGCUUCGCCAGAUAACGUCUGCUACGAGGAGCAGUGCGCCUAUGAUGUAGCCGAUAUGCUGAAGCAGUUUUUUCGAGACCUUCCUGAGCCUCUCCUGACAAGCAAACUUGGAGAGACCUUCCUUCACAUCUACCAGUAUGUCCCCAAAGAGCAGCGUCUCCAGGCAGUGCAGGCAGCCAUCAUGCUGAUGUCAGAUGAAAACCGGGAGGUCCUGCAAACUCUCCUCUGUUUCCUUAGCGACGUGACUUCUGUUUCAGAGAAUCAGAUGACUGCUAUGAACCUUGCCGUCUGCCUGGCACCUUCUCUCUUCCACCUGAAUUUAAUUAAGAAGGGGUGUUCCUCACCAAGGGUGAUGCAGCGUAAAUACGCCACAGGGAAACCUGAUCAAAAAGAUCUGAAUGAGAACCUGGCAGCUACGCAAGGUCUGGCCCACAUGAUCACAGAAUGCAACAAGCUGUUCCAGAUCCCUCAGGAUAUGAUGAGCCAAUCCCGGAAUUCCUACAUUGAAGCAGAUGCACAACCACUGACGUUGGAUGAACUUGGAAAACAGCUGGAAGAGGAGGGGGCAAAUUAUCAGACAUACCUGGAAAACCUCAUCCAGAACCUUCAGAAAGAAACCAAGGAGAAAUUCAAGGGUUGGGUUUCCUGUCCAUGCCCCGAUAACACUGAGCUCGCCUACAAAAAGGUGGGCGAUGGGCAUCCUCUUCGUCUGUGGAAAGUGUCUGUGGAGGUGGAGGCACCGCCAUCUGUUGUGCUGAAUCGAGUGCUGAGAGAGCGCCACCUAUGGGACGAUGAUCUCCUCCAGUGGAAAGUUACAGAGAGCCUGGAUAAGCAGACGGAAAUCUUCCAGUACGUCCUCAAUAGUAUGGCCCCUCACCCUAGCAGGGACUUUGUCACACUGAGAACCUGGCGGACGGAUUUACCAAAGGGAACGUGUUCCCUGGUGGCCAUUUCCAUAGAGCAUGAAGAGGCACCUCUAUCUGGUGGAGUUCGAGCCAUGGUCAUGGACAGCCAGUGUUUAAUUGAGCCAUGUGGCUCUGGAAAAUCCAGACUGACUCAAAUCAGCAGGACUGAUCUGAAGGGCCGAACUCCAGAAUGGUACAAUAAAGCUUUUGGGUAUCUUUGUGCAGCAGACGUUGCUAGAAUCAGGAGCUCAUUUCAACCCAUAAAUGCCGAUGGACCCGAGACCAAAAUUUGAAAAGGAAAUAUCUUUAUCCAAAGGAGCACAAACAAAGGAUGGGCAGCGAAGCCAUUUGACAGAAGAACUGAGGCGGUAGAAUGUAGAGAGAAAGUGGUUCAGGAUUUCAUGGUCAAUGACUUCCACUAAGGUCAAAGCUGCUGAGCACAUCUGAUUAUGUUCUGCAACAUUUCUGCCAAGAUCCUUCACGUACUGCCCUCAGUUGCCUGACCUGAUGCUCCUCGGGAUCAGAAAUAACACAAAUCCAUGGUUCUGAACUGUACUGCCCAGACUAAACCUAUUUCUUUGUAAUAAUAGAUUCACACACACGCACACAUUUCUGGCCCUUUCAAAGGCUCUAAUUCAGUCAUUCUUAAUUUGAUAGCCAGGGUCCAUCACUGGACCACAAUAAAGGCCAAUGGACCUGCUGCUCUGCAGAAAUGUCAUAGCUUUUAUAAUUUAUCCACGUAUACACUGGGUGAACCUUUGGUACCUUUGGUGGAUUGUUUAAAAUCUAAAAUCCACUGCUCCACUUUCACAUAGAAUUGUAAUCUGUGCUCUGCACAUUGCAACGUUUAAAUGCUUCUGAGAAGCAUCUUCAUUUUUAUUAAAAUGUAGUUAUAAAGAUAAAUAUGAAG